CACGCUCACCCUCACCGCCUGCUUACGUAAGCACUCCCGCACUUAUCUAUCUGUUCUUUCUUCUUCUUCUCCCAAAUCCCUAUCCACAUCUUCUGGUCUUCAAGUGGAAUUGUGGGCAGCUACCCUCUUUGAAUCUUACACCUGCCGGCCGGCCGUUUCCCUUCCCUUUCAUCUCUCCUUUCACUUCCCAAUCUAUUUGUUUCCUAACUUCUCCUUUAUCCGUCCUUCUCUUCUGCUUCAGGUUCCCAACAAGUUCGCCGCUUCAUCGCCGUUGCUUCGCAUCUCAUCCCUCCUCCCAUCUUAAUUAUGGUUUAUUUGGAAGAGGUAAUAAGAAAAUAAGCAUAAUUUGGCUGCCACGCUUCAUCUUUUACUAAAAGACUUCUGUUUGGUGAAGAUUCCCCGUUCAAUCCGGGGUCAGCUUCCCCGCGCUCAGUUCCUUCUUACGCAUACUUACUACUUUCAGCUGUAUAAUAUUGGCUUAGUCGGGCGUGUUUGACUUCACCGCCCAACCUGGUGUACUGCUACGUGGCAUCCCCCAUUUUACUACUCUCAACUUUCUUCUCAUCUGCCCCUCAACUUCUUUUGUCUAAAUCUCUGCACUUCAGCUAGCAGGUCAAGGGAAAGGGUCUCCCGUCUCAGGUGUAACUUCUGGGAAUCCAUUAGAACUGGUUUGAUAAAAGACAACAACUCUGCACAAGUUAUUGAACCUCCAUCCACCACUGACCCUGAGGAAGAGCCAUUGCCUGAAGAGUUCAUACUCAUGGAAAGGAGUGAACCCGAUGGAGUCAUCGAGCAAAUUGUUUUCUCUUCUGGGGGUGAUAUUGAUGUUUAUGAUCUAGAAGCGUUGUGUGACAAGGUAGGAUGGCCUAGAAGGCCAUUGACAAAGUUAGCUGCAGCCUUGGAAAACAGCUACAUGGUAGUCACCUUGCAUUCUGUACGAAUAUCACCUGGAUCAGGUACAUAGUCCAAUGUGAAAGAAAAAAAAAAUCAUAGGGAAGCCCUCUCAUGAUCUUGACUGUUUAAGCUUAAAACUAGAGUGUUUCCUCUGGUCUCAAAACUAUUAUGAUGGACAUCUUAGUGUACUUGGCGAAGUUAUUUAACAGAAGAGAAUGACCAGAAGAGACUGAUUGGCAUGGCUCGUGCCACAUCUGAUCAUGCCUUCAAUGCUACCAUUUGGGAUGUCAUCGUGGAUCCUAGCUACCAGGGUCAAGGCCUUGGCAAGGCCCUUAUUGAAAAGCUGAUUAGAGCUCUUCUUCAGAGAGACAUUGGCAACAUAACUCUUUUUGCUGAUAGUAAAGUUGUGGAGUUCUAUCAGAAUUUAGGUUUUGAAGCUGACCCAGAGGGCAUCAAGGGUAUGUUUUGGUACCCCAAAUACCAGUAAUCAUGUUCAGCGUGAGCCGAGUUUGAUUAUUCUGCUUGUGGUAGAAAUGGCUUGUUCGAAGAGGUGAAGAAUGUGGCACCAGCUCAAAGAUGGAUGGCAGCCAGUAGUAACCGUGGAAUCCGAGUCUUUGGACUUCCUGCUUUUUCACGAGAUAAGUAUAUUUGAAGUCAACCGCAGAAGAUGGGAUUGGAGGACCAGGUCAUUGCUGUCAGUUGAACUUUUCUUCUUUUCCUUCUCAUCUGUGAAAUAUACUGCUGCUGGUGUCGAAUGAAGUGCAAGUCUGCCUGUUCCUUCCAUUCUGCUCUCCUGGUUUCAUUGCAGACGGAUGGGGAGACAGCUGUUAAUGGUGCUGCUCGCUCUUGUUACUAUUUUCUCGUCCUCUACCUUUGUUCUGUUUGCUUCAGGACAGCUGCUUCAUCCUUUGGAAGUUACUGCUCUGAAUGCUAUCCGUGGGAGCCUCAAUGAUCCGCAAAACUUUCUCCAGAAUUGGCAGGGGAACAAUCCUUGUGCCUUGAACUGGACUGGUGUUAUUUGCAAUUCAUCCUCUGAUGAUGGCUAUCUCCACGUCCGAGAAUUGCGUUUGAUGAACAUGAGCCUCACUGGAACUUUGGCUCCACAGCUUGGCGAGCUGAACUACACCAUUUACUUGAACUUUAUGUGGAACAGCAUAACUGGCAGCAUACCAAAGGAGAUUGGCAAAAUGAACUAUUUGCAGAUUCUGAUGUUGAGUGGAAACCGGAUCUCAGGUCCUUUACCGGACGAGCUUGGCUUUCUCCCUAACUUAACCAAAUUCCAGCUGGACCUGAACCAGAUAUCAGGGCCGAUACCAAAAACAUUUGGCAAUUUGGAGAAAGUACAGCACUUUCAUAUGAACAACAACUCAUUCAGCGGUCAGCUUCCAAUGGAGCUUUAUAAUUUAUCUGCACUGGUGCACUUGCUGUUGGAUAAUAACAAUUUAUCAGGCUACCUUCCACCAGAAUAUUCUCGGAUGCCAAAGCUGAAGAUAAUGCAACUGAACAAUAAUAACUUCAACGGGACACAGAUUCCAGAUUCAUACGCAAAUUUUUCCACCUUGUUGAAAUUGACUCUGAGGAACUGCAAGUUGCAAGGUCCUGUUCCAGAUCUAAGCACUAUACCUGGUCUUUAUUACUUGGACCUGAGGUCCAACAACUUGACUGGAAGCGUACCAACUAAUAAGCUUGCCAAUACCAUCACUACCAUUGACUUGUCCAACAAUUAUCUCAGUGGACCUAUACCCUCAAGCUUUUCAGGCCUUCCACGCCUUCAAAGAUUGUCACUAGAGAACAAUAACUUGAAUGGCAGUGUUCCCUCCACCAUCUGGCAGAGCGUGAAUUUUAGUGCAGAGGCAACACUCACUUUGGACUUCCAGAACAAUUCCCUGUCAGAUAUUUCAUCCCUCCUAGCUCCACCUGUCAACGUUAGCGUCAGGCUCCAGGGCAAUCCUGUUUGCACAAGUACAGACUCACUGACAAACUUGAUCCAGUUCUGUGGAACGCCCACAACAGAUGCUGAGUCUCCCAAAAUCUCAAAUGGUUCAGUUGAAGGGGGCUGCAAGCCUCAAUCUUGCCCAGGCAGUGGCGGGUAUGAAUAUUUCCCAGCAGCAACCCUCCCUUGCUUUUGUGCAGCUCCUUUCGGAGUUGGGUUGCGGCUGAGGAGCCCCAGCAUUUCAGAUUUUCGCCCUUACCGAGACUACUUCAACAAUUACAUGACUGGCAACCUCAGCAUUGAAUCAUACCAAUUACUAGUGGACUCUUUCCAGUGGGAAGAAGGUCCCAGGCUCAGAUUGCAACUCAAACUCUUCCCGCCACAAAAUGAAACUGAUUUCAAUUUAAGCGAGACUCAGAGAAUUCAGAACAUGUUUUUCAACUUCAAAAUCACUGGUGACAACAUUUUUGGUCCCUACGAUCUGCUCAACUUCACACUCAGUGGAAAUGCGGUUAUAUUUAAUCCUUCUGGAAAGGGAGGAGGGAACAAUGCUUCAAAAGUGGGGAUCAUAUUAGGAGCAGUCUCUUGUGCAAUUGCAUUAGCAGUGGGCAUUGUGGUUGUUUGGCACUUGAAGAAGCGGAGUAAGCAGCAGCAAGUUGCAGGUGGAAGAAAGCCAACUCCAAAGAUAGGAUUGAAGAUAGAAGGAGUGAAGGAGUUUGGAUUUGAGGAGCUGGAGAAGGCAACGAGUGGGUUCAAUGGGAGCACUCAAAUUGGGCAGGGCGGGUACGGCAAGGUUUACAAAGGGGUUUUAGGAGACGGAACGACUGUGGUGGCGAUAAAGCGUGCGAGGCAAGGUUCCCUGACGAGUGAGAAAGAGUUCUUUACUGAGAUUGAGCUCCUCUCUAGGCUCCACCAUCGCAAUUUGGUCUCCUUGCUUGGCUACUGUGACGAACAAGGGGAGCAGAUGCUGGUGUACGAGUACAUGCCAAAUGGUUCAAUUCACGACCUUCUUUGCGGGAGGCAUGAGAAAGCAGCAAGCUUAGGGACGAGGCUGACCAUAGCGUUGGGUGCCGCCAAGGGGAUUCUGUACCUUCAUGCGGAAGCAGACCCGCCGAUCAUCCACAGAGACAUCAAGGCCAAUAACAUUCUGCUCGACUCCAAGCUCACGCCUAAAGUCUCGGAUUUUGGCAUCUCUAGGCUCGUCCCCAAAACAACGGACGACGAGACUGAUGAUGGAUAUGGAUCAUACGGGGAGUCAAGUUCAGCUCCCAUUUCCACUGCUGUCAAAGGAACUCCUGGAUACGUGGAUCCAGAGUACUUCAGGAGCCACAAGCUAACAGAGAAGAGCGACGUAUACAGCAUGGGGAUAGUGUUGUUGGAGCUGGUUUCUGGGAUGCAGCCCAUUUCUCAUGGCAAGAACAUUGUGAGGGAGGUUUCGUUGGCGUGGGAGACUGGGAUGAUGGAGUCGAUAGUGGACCGGCGACUGGGCCCAUCUUACCCGAGAGGGUGCGCCUACAAGUUUAUGGGCCUGGGCCUAAGGUGCUCCCACGACGACCCUAAGGCCCGGCCUACCAUGUCCGAGGUGGUCAGGGAGCUGGAGGAUCUCUGCUCGUCGAUGACAUCAUCUGACGGUCAGCUGGAGGAGGGCGAUGUCGCCGGAGGGAAAUGGAGCUAUGGGUCGGCGCCUGCCAUGCGAUCGGGCAACUAUAGAGGCGGGGACAGUAGUAGCAGUGGCGGCGGUGGUGACACGUUAACGUUUGUUUCCUCUGCUUCAGCUGGCGGUGGCUUCCCUGACCGUGGGAGUGAUCUUGUUAGUGGGGUCAUUCCCACCAUUCGACCUCGUUAGUCUCUGCGUUUCCUUGGCUUCCUUUGAUCUUUCGUUUUACUCUGAAGUUGGUCGAAUAGUCACUUUGAUCGUGCUUACGUGCUUGUUUGGAUUUGAUGGUAUUGAUUACACUUGCACUUGUUAAUAAAUAACAAAAUAGUGAGUGCUGUUGUGAUUUAAUCGAGACGAGUAAGGACAAGGAAUAUACGUUUGUGGCGGGCGACUGACGAGGGGCGGGCGGCCAGCACAAUUCACAAGUUUGCGUUUAGGGGAGGCUCUGUUUUGCUCCUCCGGUUCUAGUUCUGGAUAAAAUUUCUCCACAACCAAACAAAAAGACGAGUAGAAAUGAAGAUGUCUUCAAUGGAAUUGCAUGUGCCAGUAGUUGUUGUCAUGAAUAGGAUACAUUAAUUGUUUUGUCCUUGCCUCGGUAGUGGAUCUUCGUGGCAAGGCAAACCAGAGAUUGAUUACCAUUCUUAUCUUUUUCCAGAGUCGUUAUGAGAGGAUGUGUAUAGCAGAGGCUAACAAUAACAUACAUGGUAUGAUUGUUGUUCACCAGUACCAGGCGCCGCCGCUGUCAACAACAACUGAACAACUGGUGGGUGCAUUAGUUGCGGUGAAGAAUCAGUUGAUUGAUCCAAUGGGACAUCUUCACAAUUGGAAUAAGGAGGGGGACCCUUGUACUUCCAAUUGGACUGGUGUCUCGUGCUUCGAUGCAAUCGGUAGCGAUGGAUAUCUUCAUGUUAGGGAGCUGCAGCUUCUCAACAUGAAUCUCUCUGGUGUUCUGGCCCCUGAGCUUGGCCUGCUCUCUGGUCUCCAGAUAUUGGAUUUCAUGUGGAAUCAACUGAGUGGUUAUAUACCCAAAGAGAUAGGAAACAUCUCGUCUUUGAAACUCCUGCUAUUGAAUGGGAACAAACUAUCCGGUCCACUGCCUCCUGAGCUAGGCUAUUUGUCCCAUCUAAAUAGACUCCAAGUGGACGAGAAUGAGAUCUCAGGUCCAAUCCCAAAAUCAUUUGCCAACUUGAGCAGUGUGAGACACCUGCACAUGAACAACAACUCAAUCAGUGGUCAAAUCCCAUCUGAGCUUUCCCAAGCAUCGAGCCUCUUGCAUUUGCUGUUGGAUAACAAUAACUUAUCUGGAUAUCUUCCAUCAGAACUGUCAAACUUGCCAGUCUUGCGUAUACUUCAGCUUGACAACAACAACUUCAAUGGAUCUCACAUCCCAGUUACGUACAGCAACAUGUCAAGACUACUGAAAUUGGAUCUGAGCCAGAAUAGCCUUGUUGGACCUUUACCAGCAGAACUUUCUGAUAAUAUGAGAGCUAUGUCAGUUGAAUAUAAUAUGUUGACUGGUUUUGUUCCAACUACAAUCUGGCGGAAUAUCUCGUGGGGUUCAUCUGCUAGGCUAAUGCUGCUGCAAGGCAAUCCUAUCUGCAAGAACGCUAAUAUAGCAAACAUUGGCAAAUUCUGUGAAUCUGGUGUUGGAGUGGGAGAUUGGACUGCUAUUGAAAGGUCUUCAACAAUGUCCAGCAUAAGCUGUCCAGUCCAGGCAUGCCCUACCGAUGAUUUCUUCGAAUAUGUCCCAUCAUCACCUUUGCCGUGUUUUUGUGCUGCGCCUCUUAGAAUUGGCUACCGACUUAAGAGCCCCAGUUUCUCAUUUUUCCGGCCAUACCUUGUCGAAUUUGUGACCUACAUAACCAGUUCUCUUGGGUUGGAGCUCUAUGAGUUAUCGAUCGAUACACAUUCCUGGGAACAAGGUCCCCGUUUGAGAAUGUAUCUGAAGAUUUUUCCUGCAUGGGAUAAUGCUACACACUCGAGUGCAUUUAAUUUAUCAGAAGUUCAACGAAUAAGGGGUAGGUUCACAUCAUGGCGCUUCGCUGGUAGUGAUCUGUUUGGACCAUAUGAGCUGCUCAACUUCACUCUACUUGGACCUUAUUCUCAGACCUCAGUAGCAUCCAUGAAAAUAGAUGGGGUAAGAGACUUCAGUUUCAAAGAAAUGGCUGUGGCUACCGACAACUUCAGUAGCUCGAGUGAAGUUGGUCGAGGGGGGUAUGGGAAGGUGUACAAAGGCAUUUUAGCAGACGGAACAGUGGUGGCCAUAAAACGUGCUGAAGAAGGUUCUUUGCAAGGACAGAAGGAGUUUCUGACUGAGAUUAAGUUAUUGUCUAGACUGCACCAUAGAAAUCUGGUUUCCUUGAUCGGUUACUGCGAAGAGGAAGGGGAACAGGUAGGUAGAAGCAAGGAGAGAGUACUGAACUUUGGGAGGAGGGUAAGCGUGGCAUUGGGGUCAGCAAAGGGCAUAUUGUACCUUCACAGGGAAGCAAACCCUCCAGUGUUCCAUAGAGACAUCAAGGCCACCAACAUACUAUUGGACACAAAGCUGACGGCCAAAGUAGCUGAUUUUGGCCUCUCCCGCCUAGCACCUGCACUGGAAGAUGACGAGGAGCCUGCAGGCAAUGCGGCCAACCAUGUUUCCACCGUAGUAAGGGGAACGCCGGGAUACCUUGACCCAGAGUACAUGCUGACGCACAAGCUUACUGACAAGAGUGACGUGUACAGCUUUGGGAUUGUGCUGCUAGAGCUGCUGACGGGGAUGCAACCCAUCUCCCACGGGAAGAACAUAGUGAGGGAGGUGAAGAUGGCGUACAGUUCGGGGAUGAUGUUCUCCAUCAUAGACAGCAGAAUGGGUUCAUACCCUUCCGAAUGCGUGGAGAGGUUGGUGAGCCUGGCCCUUAGAUGCUGCAACGAGAGGCCCGAGACGAGGCCUCCCGUGGCAGAGGUCGUCAGGGAGCUGGAGGUCAUCGUCAAGAUGAUGCCUCCUGCUGAAGCUGCUCUCGCUGUUGCCGAUUACGUCGACGAAGACCGGCCUUCGGAGACUGGGGUUUCGGGUUCAAGUUGUACAGUCGAGGGGCCAUCAUCAUCAUCAGCUUCAGCUGCAUUUUACACGAGCAGCAGCAACGGUGGGGGAGUCGGUGAGCGGCCAUCUCUGCUUAGUGUGUCGGGGAGUGAUUUGAUGAGUGGAGUAGCUCCUACCAUAACUCCUCGGUAGCUCUUCGCUCAAAUGGUUGGUGUACUAGGCAGAAACAGGUUGUUUGUUUAUAUGUAUAGUCAAACAGUUAUUAGUAAAAGGGAACAAUGUACAGCCGGUAGGGGUGAAGUUUGUAUUUUGUUUCUUCUUAUCUGAGUUUUACUUCAAAUUUUGCAUACAUACGGAUACACUAUAGAGGCAGGUAGAGCAAUGUACAUUACCUAUCUUUUUCAUCACUUGACAAAGGUCGAAUGGGAUUACCAUUUGCAGACCAAAUAGAAGAAAAUAAGGCAAGAAAGGAAUGAAACAUUUCUU
Linum tenue is the source of this 7992-nucleotide messenger RNA. The record is from the annotation of a GenBank genome assembly. NCBI's taxonomy places the organism in Eukaryota, Viridiplantae, Streptophyta, Magnoliopsida, Malpighiales, Linaceae.